Molecule: messenger RNA, 665 nt
Organism: Penaeus monodon (black tiger shrimp)
Lineage: Eukaryota; Metazoa; Arthropoda; Malacostraca; Decapoda; Penaeidae
Exons: 3
Coding region: 354-665 (103 amino acids)
Cellular component (GO): chitin-based extracellular matrix
Molecular function (GO): structural constituent of chitin-based larval cuticle
Source: RefSeq, a predicted model, not a curated record
CCUCCUUCCCAAGCCCACGCCCGCGCCUCUAACCCUAGUCCCUAAUACCCUUUCGUCAAAGGCGUGGUCAUGAGCCAAUGCAUGACACCGAUCAAGAACAACCUACCGCAUAGCUGACCGACCGGGUACCCUUCCCGCACCCUUACAGGCAAGCAGGCAGGCGCAGGCAGGUGUCAUGGCUGCUCAGGGUCGCUUGCGGUCGGAUAUAUAAAGCCCGGGCGCUUGGCUUGCCGCGCCCAGAUCACGUCGAUACGCGUAGCUUGUACGUCCCUCCGUUGCGUUCGGUCUGUCUCUUCGUCCGCCCUUCGUCUGUUUUCUGCGUCGCCGCCCUUCGUCUGUCUAUCUCCGCUGCCAUGCACUCGUCAUUAGUCUCCGUCGCUGCCCUCCUCAUAGUUGUGGCACUGACAGCAGCCAGACCCGAUGGUGCCACUAUCCUCGACUUCGAUGGUGACAACCACCACCACACGCAACAGGGAAGUGCUGGAAAUGUUGUCACGGGGACCUACGGCUGGACGUCCCCCGAAGGAUACAACUUCCGGGUCAAGUACAUCGCCGACGCGAACGGCUUCCGCGUCGUCGAGAGCAACGCCGUCCCGAUCAACGCCGACGGAAUCUACGCCGACGGGAAGCAGGGGGCGUUCGAGUCGGACGAAUAUGAGAAAUGA